AUGUGUAUUGAUGAUAUAUAUUUAACAAAACCUAAAACCAAAUUCACAAUAGAAUCAGGAUAGAGUGAUAAUUUUAUAUUUACUUGCGCUUCUAUGUAAGGAUGGAGAAAAUCUAUGGUAAUCGAUUAAUUAAUCUUUCAUUUAGGAAGAUGCAAUUAUCAAAGAAAAAUUAUCUACAGGAGAAUAUUUAUUUGGAAUCUUAGAUGGGCAUGGAGGAUUUGAAGUUUCAUCUGUAGUUUCUAAAUAUUUACCGCGCUUUUUAGAAUCAAAUAUAAAAUUUAGAAAUAAAUAAUAUGAAGAUAGUUUAUUAGAAUCUUUUAUAGAUAUUGACAAAUGGUUAAUAACACCUGAAGGACUUAAUGCUUUAGUAGAAGAAAGAUUUUCAAUGUCUGUUGAAGAUGGUAUAAUUGAAUUAUAUCAAAGUGAUAAAAAACAUUAAAAAUUAGAAAAAAUAAUACAACUAACAAUUAUUUGAUGUUAGUGAAUUAGCUAAACUAACACCAAAGAAAAUAGUAGAAUUGAUUGGAAAUUCUAUUAUUGAUGAUAGUGGUACAACUGCCAAUAUAAUUUUAAUAACUAAAGAUAAAAUAUAUUGUGCAAAUAUAGGCGAUUCAAGAUCAGUUGGAAUUUAAAAAGGAAAAUCAAUUAUUAUGAGUUUUGAUCAUAAACCUACUCAUGCAAAAGAAAGAUCAAGAAUUUGCAAAGCAGGAGGAUUUGUUGUUGAUGGAAGAGUUUGUGGUGCUUUAUCUCUUUCAAGAGCAUUUGGAGAUUAUUAAUAUAAAGAUGAUAUGGUUAUAGCUAUUCCAGAUAUUAGAGUUUUUAAAAAUAUAGAAAUGAUUUUUAUGGCUUGUGAUGGAAUUUGGGAAGGUUUAAAUGAUUAUGGAGAAUAACUCACACAAAAGAUUUAUAAAAAUAACAAAUAGCCAUGUAUUUUUAUAUUCAUAUUUUUUUUCUUAGCUGAAUAGAAAUUAAAAUCAAUUAUGAAUGAAAUUUUAGCUCCUUCAAUGAAUGAAACUACUGUUUGGGGUUUAGAUAAUAUGUCAUGUAUCCUCAUAGAAUUUAACAAUUAAUAAACAAAAACCAAGAAAGAAUCAUUAAAAAUUAAAAAAACUAUUAAAAAAUAGAAGAAAUGA
This is a messenger RNA of Paramecium sonneborni, 1133 nucleotides long. NCBI's taxonomy places the organism in Eukaryota, Ciliophora, Oligohymenophorea, Peniculida, Parameciidae. The record is from the annotation of a GenBank genome assembly.